This is a messenger RNA of Musca domestica (house fly), 637 nucleotides long. RefSeq lists its product as uncharacterized. The record is from RefSeq and is a predicted model, not a curated record. The coding region runs from base 54 to 422 and encodes 122 amino acids. The transcript is spliced from 5 exons. NCBI's taxonomy places the organism in Eukaryota, Metazoa, Arthropoda, Insecta, Diptera, Muscidae.
ACAUUUGCCGGUUGUCAGUGUUAAAUAGAGAACUUCCAGUGUUAAAAACAAAAAUGAAAUUCAUUUUGAGCGCCCUGUGUCUGUUGGCCGUUUUGUUGGCUGUUUCUGCUGAUGCUGAUUCUGCCCAUUUCAUACCCAAAGCCUUUUAUACCUUGGACGCUGAGGGCCAUAAAUCUCAAGUGCAUCCCAUUAAUCCACAUACCGCUCAUUAUUUGAGACGUUUGCGCAGACAAACCUAUGUUUCAUCAUCCUCGUCAUCGUCGUCGGUGUCAUCCGAUGGUGGUCCAGCUUAUUUCAGCACUCACACCGUCAACCAUCACGGCAACGAAGCUGGCUACGGUACCGGCCAUGUUGUUCACACUGAUGGUGUCAUCGAUACCAAUGGUCAAGUCUACCACAAUACCCAACACGGCAUCUUCUAAGUGGAAACUUGGAAACUGAUGACGAAUGGAUCAUUACGCCGGUCAUGGAGAUGAUGACAAUGUAUUUUUUUUUUCAAAUUGUUAAACCUAUUUUAAAAUAAUUUCUAGUUUUCUCUUCGCCUUUGCAAUAUGUAAAGAUUUUUUUUGAAAUAUAUUGUCUCAGGCCUUUUUUUUUUCAAAUUAAUUUUAAAUAAAUUGAUUUGUUUUUUGUAGAA